Molecule: messenger RNA, 9778 nt
Organism: Anopheles nili
Lineage: Eukaryota; Metazoa; Arthropoda; Insecta; Diptera; Culicidae
Gene: by
Exons: 23
Coding region: 75-7358 (2427 amino acids)
Molecular function (GO): protein binding
Source: RefSeq, a predicted model, not a curated record
UACGUGUGAAACUGUGUGCGCCUCCAGAGCGCGUGAGUAAUCGAGGCAGUGGCAGCCCUUCCAUCCACCGUAAGAUGCCGUGGGGUUGCCUCUGUUCAAAGGAGAAAAAACGGCCCCAAAUCAGCAGUCCCAUACUGAACCCGGAAGAUAGCCAGAAACUCCAGUUGCUUCCCGCCGCUAGACGUCCGUUGCUAUCGGCCGCGGAGAAACUCGAGCAACGGUUGCUGGACCCAAACCCGAACGGUGAGUUCGACAACGAAAGCAGCGAAGAAGCCCAACCACCCAACGAUGCAGGUCGCGAUCGACUUCAGCAGCAGCUGCUUCAAAAAUCUCGGCUCAAGUCCUCUAACCUCAAGAGCACGACCUACACCCGCAACACGGAACACGACAAGCUAACACGGCACCUAAACACGGUCACGUUCAGUUUCGACGAGCCGCACCGGAAACCGGAAGGACCAGAUGGAGCGACCGGUCCCACGAAGCUUCCGGAACGUGCGGAACCACCACCAAAGCCCGAUCGCAGGACAUCAUCCUUAACGCAGCAGGCCACAGUGAAAGCACCGGAAACGACCGGCAAAACACCGGCCGGACAGCAACAAAGCAAUCUCGCGUCCAACGCUAGGGACGAGCUCGAUUGCAAUGGCAAUGGGAACUAUGACGUGUUACCGUCGAUUAAGAUCUGCGAUGACGAGACCGAGGAUGCCACCGACAAAAGAAAACCGGACCAUGAGGGACACUCGCCGGGGAGUGCUCAGGUGGACGAGAACCGAAAUGAAAUCAUCGUCCCGGCUGGUAGCGAGGGAAGCAUUCCCUUCAUCGAUGAGGACCCAUCGCAGAUACUGAGGCAGCUGAAUGCAAACCCACAGCGUGGUCAAAAUUUUCACGACGCGCGCAUCAUCACACUGACACCAAAGAACGUGGGCUCGGAGAUAACGAGGGCGGCCUCUACCAGUGAUCAAGCGCAUCGGGACGCGCACCAGCGGUUGCUAGCGGACACGAAGAAAUUCACCCGGUUCCUGAUCGAACCACCGGCAGCCGUAGAAGCGGUUAAGUUUUCACACAUCUUCCAGAUCCUGCCACCGUCGUACGACAGGCUCUGCCAACAGUGUCAUCGGGCGUUACAAUUGGACAUCGGAUUGCGGUGCGUGGUGUGCGACUUCACCUGCCACCAGCAGUGCGUGCGGCUAGAAAAGAAAAAUGGCAGAGAAGAGGAACAACAAGCAAUCAACAAAUACAACUCGCUGCCCUUGCAUGCGAUCAACGCCCAACAACCGCAGCAACAGGCUAGGCCGGCCGCAAACCUGAACCAUGUAAAUAACAACCAUUAUCAUAAUUAUUCGCUUCAACCGCACUACCGGCCCCAGCAGCAGCAACAGCAGCAUCACGGGUAUCCUGCGGCGCGGAUCACCGGCGAACCGCUGCCACCCCAGACGCUGCGGCUAAACUACGUGACGGAGCGGAUUCUCGCGUCGACAUUACCGGCCCGGCGGCUUCAGAAUGGGUCCUCGUCACCUCGCGCUACCGGCACCGUACCACCGCCGGCCGAUGAGCACGAGCGCGAACUCAUCAAUAUGCUGGAACAGAAACAUAAGCAGAACUACCGGAUAUUCGAUCUGGAAUCGCGGCUCGGCAACAUCACGCUCGAGAAUCUGUGCGAGCUGUGCAAAUACAUUGACUCCUGGCUUGGCAGUGGGAAGGAAAAAAUUGUCGUCCUCCAGGACAGGGAAGAUAAACAGCGGCUCGGUGCAGCGGUUGCAGCUUACUUGCAGUAUCAGAAAAUUUGCGGUUCCAACAUUCCGCAGGGUAGUAGCCAUGCGCACAAUUCCCUCACCCCCAACGGAGCGGAUAAUGGUUCCAAAACACCCAGCUGGUCAGAUUUGGACGUCUACUCGACACAAAAGUUUCUCGAGACCAUCGCCGGUCCGCUGCGCAUUCCUUCGCACAAAAGAUACAUUCAGUACUUCUCCGGGCUGCUGUCCGGUAUGAUCAAGGUUAAUUCGUCCUCCUUAUUCCUGAAGGCAAUACGGGUCGAAUCUCCGCCAUGCUUGCACUACCGUGCCAUAACCGUCAACAGCGAGUGGCGCAGUUUCAUCAAAGUUUUCGAAGGUGUCCAUUGUCUGUUCACAUCCGACAUCUACGUUAUUCCCAUCACCACGCGGCACUUCAUUUACGAAAUCAAGCACCCGCUACGGGUGCGCGGCGACAUGCUGGUGCGCUGCUACCAGAUCAUACCAAAUAACAACAAAGCGACCUAUGAGAAGGAACUGAUCGCAUCCGUGCAAUUUCACACAUGUGCCAUAACCGAAAAGGAAGUACAAUUCAAAAAGGGAGAUUUAGACUUGGCGUGUGACGAUGAACGUUUUUCGGUAGAGCAUAAGAUGACGUUUUGCUUCGACACCGUACCGAACGAACGGCCUAUGAUCUUGGUUUUCCAAGACCCGCUCGUACGGAUAGAACCGAUCACAGAGAACGGCGAUCACCUGGAAACGAUCAACGAAGGUUGGGCUGGGAAAGAUGAGUCCAACCACACGCAGGGUCCGCUGGAUGGGUCGCUGUACGCGACCAUAUUGAAGAGCCCAAAGUCCCCGUCGGGACCGCAUCUCAUCUCACCGCCGGCCGAAUUCAGCAACGGGCUCCGGACGCCUCUGAACGGUGGCAUUCCACCACCGGUGCCGGAACGUUCGAAAACACCCAACUCGAUCUAUCUGAGCCACAACGGUACGCCACGCGGUACACCACGUGGCACACCGGUCCCAUUCUCGUUGGCUCCACCGGCUCCGGCCAGUCCCGCCAGCAGUUUGGUGGGUGUCCUGGCAAACGGAGACGGUAAGGGCGCCGGUAGUGUGAGAGUGGCCAGUGUCAGUAACGCCGCUAGUGCCAACAGCAGUUGCUACGGUGCGUCGUAUCCGAGCACGGCCGGAGUGGCCGACGGUGGAAGUCCGGGAGUGGCCACCGGAAACGCGAGCGGGCGCAAACCGGCAGGGCAGGUUGAUGGCCGGGAAUCCGUGCGCAGCCCGCUGACCGUUUCCAUGGACUCGGGCAUUUCAAGCAGUGGUCCAAUCACUCGCCGCAUACAGGGAUCGAGCGUUUCACCGUCGAGUUUUCCGAGCCAAGCUAGUCCGCAAGAUGAUCGCCAUCGCGAGCUGGACGACCUGCUGUCCGACAUGAUGCUCACCGUGCAAGGCAUCCCGGACGUCAGCCAAAAAGCAGACCAAACAAACCAUCACCAAUCGGCACAGCAGCAACAGCAGCAGCAACAGCAUCAUCAUCACCAUCAUCACCACCAUCACCAUCAUCAGAACCCGAGCGAUCAUUUCGUGAACACGAACGCGGACACGAUCAAGCGAUCGCACUCAGCGCAGCUGGGUCCGCGCGAGGACACGCGCUCACGCACGCCACUAACGGUGAGUGACUACGCGGCGAAAGAGCGCGAGCUGCUGCUGUACGAAACGUCCAGCACAACGACGACACUCACGCCACCGCCCAGCGAGAGUGGCCGCGAAACGCCGCUGCUGAGUGGUGGUUUCGCGGCGGGCGCAAUUCGCGACCGCGAGCUGCAAAAUAUAAAUAACAAUAAUCUGACGCCGGCCGAGCGCGAGCUCAUCAUGGGCGUGCAGCGGCACCAGCAGCAGUCGCUUGCGUACCCUCGGCCAGCACGGUCCACCACGGGAGCAUCGGAACGGUUCACCUCGGACGACGACGACGAUCUACUCGGUAGCGGUGCGGCCGGCAGCGGCGUUGGUGGCCACCAGAUACCGUACCACGCGCGCGAAGACUCGCGACCGUUCACGUACGGCAACAUCCCGGCCAGUGGGACGCCUCAGCAUCCGCCGGCUGCGACCAUGAUCAAGAUGCAGUCGGGCCUGUCGAGUCCUUCCAUGGUGCGGAAAGCGCUUGGGACACCGACGACGGGCCGCAAGGUGGCGUCGAUGGCGCGCAACGAUUUCGAGGAGAUGUUGCGCGAACGCCGCGAAAAGGUGCUCAGUGAGAAGUACACGAUCGGUGAUGGGCAGUCGCCCGCGGGCGGUGCUUUAAUGGCCAGUGACUCCAUCAACAACAAUGGUGAUCGCGAUCGGUGGACGUACCAGCACACGGUGAAAACGGUGACGACGGGCCAGACGGCUCCGAACGGUGGUUAUCCGGCGCAUGAGCCGCUCAAACGCUCCAACACCAUGGAUGGGAGCUUCGGGCGGCAGUUCUCCAGCGAAAGCAUGUCCGGUCAGUCAUGGCUUCAGUUGCAGCAGCAAAAACUACGCGCCCGACGGGAGCAACAGCGACGGGAACAUUCGAGUAGUUUGAGCUACAACUAUGGCAGCCCGGCAUUCCCAACCGGCGAGAACAACGUCUACAGCACAACGCAUCGUCGCAGCCAAACGCUGUCCCCGGUACGGAAUGAACGCAACUAUCACACCCUAACCACAACCAGGACACACUCGACCGAGCGGCCAUUUGUGGCCGUCCAACGGGCGCACGAAAACGCCAAGCUUCAGACGAUCGGGAAUGCACCGCUCACCAUUUUGAAUGCCUCACCGCACGGUCACAUUGCACAAGCCCAAGCACCUUCACCAUCGUCCUCGUCGACCCGUACGGCGGUGUCAUCUCCAUCGCCGGCUCCACCGGUCUCAAGCUCCCAGCAGCAGGUAACGAACGGUAGCUCCAGUGCCACCAGCAGUCCAGUCAACGGUCAUCAACACUCGACGCUACAGCAUCGGCACAUGAACGGUCACUUCCAGCAGCAGCAGCAACAGCAGCAGCAGCAUAAUAGCAGCCUGAACGGCAGCAGUGGACUGUUGUCCCUUGCCGACCAGGACCAUUCGACUCCGAAGCACGGACAGGUCCGAUUGGAGUCCGAACAGAUAAUAUUCAGUAACAUAAACAGUCUGAAUAAUCUCGAUAACUGCGAAAAGCUCAAUAACCUGCUAAACGAAAUAACCACCAGCGUGGCGCCCGUUGCGUCACCAGAACAGGCCACCGGCCACCAGACGCCUGUCCCCACGGUGGGGCACGCAUGCAUUAGCCAUAACACUACUACUGCCAGUGUAACUACCAGCUCGUCUUCUUCCUCCAUGUGUACUAGCAAUAAUAGCGCAAGCCUCAUUAAUCACACGCCUCAUCUAAUCGAUACGUACCAUGAUCAUCAUCAUCAUCAUCACCAACACCAUCCUUCCCAUCAUCACCAACAUCAUCACGAUCAUCACGCUGCCAACGGUCAGCGGUUGGAUCAGCGUGCAAAGAACGGGCACGUGCGAACGGCCGAGGAACAGGAUCCAAUGGAGCUGUCGUCAUCGUCUUCGUCGUCGUCGUCGGAUGCAAGCGUUGAUGGAAAACCGGUCACGCAAGAAGCCAACGCGCAGGGUGUGCUGUCUGGCGAUCGGAGAAAUGGACACGCGCACGUAAACGCUGCCAACGACAACGCCGCCUCGGUGAACUGCUCGGUCGGCAAUGGGCAGCUCGCCCUCGAUAAGCUGCUGGCCUCGUUGGCCCUCGAAAGCGACGUUACGGAGGAGCAUCUGGCCAAGAUCGAGGGCCGUACCAAUGGGUGGCCACCCACGGUCGAGUACAAACCGUCCCGGGAGCUUUCGGACGUGUUGGCCAACCUGGCGGAGUACGAUCUGAGCGAAAGUCAGCAGCGUGCGAACCACAGCAAUGGACAUCUGUACCAUUACCAGCAGCAGCACCAGAUCGCGUCGGUUGAAACGAACGGAAAUUAUCGCGUGUACGCAUCCCACGGUUCGGACACGGCGAAUGGCUAUACACCGAGCAAUGGCCAUCACCAUCAACAGCUGCAGCAACAGCAGCAGCAGCAACAGCACCACCUACUAGCACAACGCAGUACCAGCAGAAGUAGUAACGACGCUAGCCAGCAGCAGUCGCAAAACGUAUCCCAACUGCAGCAGCAGCAGCAGCAGCAGCAACAGUCACAGCAUCCACAUCAUCACCAUCACCAUCAUUAUCCGUUACUAAUGAACAAUCAUGUGCGCCGAAUUGCAUCUGAAACCGACAGUACCAUCUCAUCCAUUUCGCCUAGCUUGUCCGAACGCAGCAAUGCGAUCUCUUGGUGCGAUCAGGCUCGAGAAGAGUCCUUCUCGUCGUACCGCUCGGAAACGGAACCGGACAACUCACCGAUGGGGGGUUCACCGCGUCCCGAAACGCCGGCAUUCCCGGUUACGCCACGCACACCGUACGGACUGAGCAAUGGAACCUCCAGUCCAGCUCUGCCACCCAAGAGUCCGACAUCACAACGCAGGAAAAACGUGCUACUCCAGCAGCUUGAAAAGCUAGCGCAUGCUAAGGCUGCCCUGUUUCAGUGCGUUGCACCGGUCCUUGAGAAACGGACGCAAGGAUGCACCUUUUACUACCACAAGGACCCGUUCAGUGGCAACCAGCGGACGCACGAGAUCGUCAACCAAAACGAGACGCUGUCCUGCUACACGUCGCGCCGCAACUCGACGACCUCGAACGCGAACAGCGAACCGCAGGAAGUGGCCCCACAGUUUGUGAAGUUUGCGCGCGAUUCGUCCAAGUACUGGUACAAACCGAACAUCAGCCGGGAGGAAGCGAUCGCGCUGCUACGGAACACCGCACCCGGGACGUUUAUCGUGCGCGAUUCGACCACGUUCCCGAACGCGUACGGGCUGGUGGUGAAGGUAACGCAUCCACCACCGGGUGUGCAGUACACGGGACCCAACAGUGAGGAGCUCGUGCGGCACUUCCUCGUCGAGCCGACCAUCCGCGGUGUCCGGUUGAAGGGAUACGCGAACGAGCCCGUUUUCACGUCACUGUCCGCGCUGGUGUACCAGCACUCGAUCACGCCGCUUGUGCUGCCGUGCCGGUUGAUCAUCCCCGAGAUGGACCUUCAACAAUUGGAGCAUCAAACACCGGCGCAGCAGCAGCUGCUUCAGCAGGGUGCAGCCUGCAAUGUGCUGUACUUGUUCACCUGUGACACUGAGUCGUUGACAGGACCACAAGCAAUAAGGAAAGCCGUCAGCUCGCUACUGGCACUACGGCCACUGCCAAAACCGACGCAAGUGCACUUUAAGGCGUCGCUGCAAGGAAUCACGCUGACCGACAACACGCGGCAGUUGUUCUUCAGACGCCAUUACCCAUCGAACAACGUGUCGUUCUGUGCGCUUGACCCAGACGAUCGCCGGUGGAGCAUUCAAUCGACGACGGGAGACAUCCCCGCGUCCAAGCGUGUGUUCGCGUUCGUCGCGAAGCGAUCACCUUCGUCGGCGGACAACCAGUGUCACGUGUUCUGCGAGCUUGAACAAACGCAACCGGCGGCGGCCAUCGUGCAGUUCGCGAACAAGGUGCUGGGUGGAACCGGACAGCAACCGGCAGUUACCAGAGCAAUCUAGGAACGUUCCAUCUGCACCCUGCGGGAAUGUGCGGAGCACGAUAGACUGCAGCAACGCGAUCGCGUGGUGAUCUGUCGAGUUUAACAUCGCCCAACGGCACGCUGCAAAACGCCCAGCUAACGCCCAGGAUGUCGGAUUCUGGGAUUUGCUUGCGUCCUGUGCGAAGAUCAUCGCCACAAGGUCGGGGAAAGCGUUGAAAGAAAGUCUGCUAGAAAACGGACGGCAAAUACAGCAAAUAUUAAACCCGAGUGGAACAAGCAACCGUUUUAACACGCACAAACGCGCACACUUGCAUAUACAUAUUAAACAAACAAAAAAAAAGGAUACUAAAAUACUUAAUCGGGUCUGAUCGACGCAGGUCGGCGACCCACGCCAACUACCAUUUACUGUGUAAUUGUGUAAUUAUUACGUUUAUUUAGAGCCAUACGUAGAAGCCCUAUCGUAACCCUUAGAUUCGUGCAUUGCAUGUGUUGCAUAUAUGUUACAAAACAAGAAAAAAAAAGUCACCCCUCGUUUUCCUUCGUGCGCCUCAGCUAUCUAUCGCAAUAGGUGCACACGGGGCUGGCAGGGAUAGGGAUUGUUGUUUUCGUUUCGUUUGCUUUAUUGCGUUGUUUUGCUGUUGAUCCGCGAAAUCAAUCCCACUAUCCGAAUCAUACGGUACGCGUGCUGCGAUCGAGUAAGAUUGUGAGAAAGAUCGACCGUUCGGUGCCACGUGAUCACAGACACGUGCUGCAACCACGUGGGUUCCCUUUGGCAACGAUCCCGAAAGCAGCAGAACAACGAUCAGUUAGGGUUUCCUUUUAGUUUUCGCUUGUUCGUAACUUCUGCCUCAAACUAACGAAAAAACAAAACACACUAAAACGCGCACGCGACUAACAACGAACGUGAUUUCGGUCCAACUUUUGCCUCCAGGCGAAUCGGUUGCGCAGCAUCAGAUCAGGCAUGCCACCGCUUCAUUAAACAGUGGUUUUAUGCUAAUUUUGCACUCGCCUUGAUGUACCUUGUGCGAUAUUCUGCGUUCACAAAAUAUUAACACCCAAUGCUUCGGGAUGGCAACCCACGCCACGAUCUUCUUCGCCACAUCUCUAACCACAAAUCUCUAACAUACACACGAGUGCCUAACGUGUGGUUCCCGAACACGCGGGAACGCACGAUCGUAUCCUUGUUUUUUUUUCUUUUCGAGCGCCUCGAACGAGCGCCUACAUACGCGGGUAAUGUAUGUAUUAUCGCAUGAUAUUAUGUUUUUUUUUCGCUUUGCGUGCCGUGGCUGGCAAAGGUAGAAAAAAGAAGGACGAUUUCACAAAACGAACGACUAAGUGCCGCCCGGAAGGCGCUUAAUGGUUAACAUGGGCAUUGAAUCGAACAGGUACCGCUCACGCACGUGACGCACGCAGCAAACGAAUCCUUGCUGCGCGUGCGAGCGUGUUGGCAGGUGCAGGAAACUUCGGGGAAAACCAUGGGGCAGUUACUACACCGGGCCGAAGGCCUCACGCAAACAAUCACCGCAAAACAGUAGCGAAACAUUAGGAGCUAACAUGAAUAGUGUGCCUCAACGAUGCUGCAUGCAAAAAGGAUACGAUAACCCAGUGAGAUUAGCAGCAGCAGCGGAGUUAUGAUACAACAAAACUAAAACCCCCAACCUAUAUCGAACGUCGAAGCAAUAACGAAAGUAAUAAUCAUACGCAGCAAAACUACAACCACAACCUCCACUCACGGUAAAUUAGAGAGAGAACACGCAGAUUAUGUGCAAAUUUUUGUAGUAGAACGAAACAGAAACAGAACACAUAAAAUGCAAAGGAUACACGAGAGGUUUCUUAGCACAAAAUAUCGGUAGUAUACUAUUACGAAUUUGAAGCAAACAAAACAUUGAGUAAAAAAUUACUAGUCGCUGAUGGAAACAGAGUGAGAUAGGUAAAAAAGGAAACAAGUAAGCAGGAAUAAAUUUACAAACAAAAAAACCCCUUGCAACCAAAAGUAGUGCAGUUGCAGCAAUGCACAAGAGCUUCUUCUGUUUUUCGUUCCAGCUAGGAGUACGGUUAUCCUUUGCAAUAUAUCUUCCCCUCAGAGGAGGAGUUUUGUUUCUCUAUUCCAUAUGGUAGCUCAGUUGCGCUAACGAUGAUUGAUGUCUUUUAAAUUAUUGCUAAUAUAAUAAUAACUUAUUCUGACUCGAAAUGGACGUUGUCGAUUUUUGAGAGCUCUUAAUUAUUGACGACGGUCUGUUCUGCAAAUCGUUUUUUUUUCACUCGGCAAGCGUUUCGGAAAACGCCCGCUGCGUUUUCCAUUCAAAUACGUCACAAUAUUAUAUUAACACGUUCAAAACAGGCAUACGAUUCGACGAAAUAAUACGAAAAUAAAAAUAAAACAACAUUGUAUAUAGUUACAACGAACUUCGUGAAAUAAUACACAACACUACAACAAAC